Messenger RNA from Polychytrium aggregatum, 2228 nucleotides. RefSeq lists its product as uncharacterized. The record is from RefSeq and is a predicted model, not a curated record. Gene Ontology annotation, molecular function: nucleosome binding; histone binding. The coding region runs from base 1 to 1866 and encodes 621 amino acids. The transcript has 3 exons. Lineage: Eukaryota; Fungi; Chytridiomycota; Chytridiomycetes; Polychytriales.
AUGUCGCUCGAACAGCUGGCCGCCGUCCUCCCACCGGCGCUCCGAAAGCGAGUCCUCUUGGCCGCCAAGCAGCAUCCCGACACCGAGCCCAUCUUCCGAGAUCUGAUAUUGCACCAUGCCCCGCAACCAGCCCUCAACGACCUGGACUCGGACCCGGCCGCUGCCGACGACGCAGCCGAGUCAUACGACGAGCUCGCCUACGAUCUCGUCGUUCCUGGCAUCUCGUUCCAGAACCCGCGCAAGAAGCUGGAUCUGGCCCUCUCGGAUGACGACAUCACCCUGGUCGAGUCCUUGCCACAUGCCUCGUCCUCGCUGCCGACCCCCAGCUCGACGGGCCUGGCGUCGCCGGCUCGAAAGACCACCCGCUACUCCAUCGACUCACUCCAGAUUGGAUUCUGUCUACCGACGCCGAUGAAGCAGAAGCCCCAUUCGACGUUCUUCUUGAUCUUCAAGUCGGAUAUCAUAUCCUUUGGGGCCGAAGAUCUGGUUGUCAAGCCUUUGGAGUACAAGAACAAAGGCCAUUCCUACACUCUCGCCAAGGGCGAUAGCCUUCGAAAGCUGCUAGUCGACUACCUCUCUGCGGCGCUCGAGGGCCGGUGCGCUGGAUUCUUCAGCGUCGACAUGCCCGACUUGACUACCUUUGUUCCAGGGCCGUCGUCGGGUUCCUCGCUUGGAUCGCAGCCCUGUCCGCCCCCCGGCGUCGUCGCUCACAUCGGAGUCAAGGACGGUUUCCUGUAUUUGCUCAAGCGAGGCAUUCUAUUUGCCUUCCGAAAGCCUGCCAUCUGGAUUCCUGUCGAAGCCAUCUCGGCCGCUCAGCCCUUCGUUGUCGGCGGCAAGUCGUUUAAUCUGCUCAUCAGCACGCACGAUCAUCCCAAGUAUACGCCUGUCGGGAUUGACGCCGGAAAGACCGAGGUCGAGUUCAGCUUGAUCGACAUCCAGCAGCAAGAGCGUCUCAUGGGCUACUUUUCUCAGAACGUUGGCCGCACAAGGCCGAGCCCAGCCGCGGGAAGCGGCGCGGAACGACGGUCCAAAGCACCAUUGACGAUUGCCCACGGCGACCUCGGUGACAGUGAAGAGGAGGACGAAGACUAUGUGGCUCUGUCUGAGGACGAAGUGGACGAGGAGUUCGACUCGCAUCAUGAAACCGAUUCAGAACGUGAGAGCGAGGGCGAAGACGACGACCGAGGCACCAAGAAGGCAACCAAAAUCAGAGAUGCUGUCCAAGUUGACGCUGAGGGAGACGAGCAGGAUAUCAACGAGGAAGAAGAUGAAGAUGACGAAGAUGCGGACGAAGAAGCAGAUGGUGUCGAUGACGACGAGGGCAGCAUCAGCCUCAAUAGCGAGGAUGUAGAUGAUGACGAAGAUGACGAGGGCGAAGACGACGAUGAAGACGACGACGACGAUGCGCUCGAGGAGGUCGGCACAGCCUCUCCCUCCAGAAAGAGAAGCAAGACCGAGCCGACACUCGACCAACAGACUGCAAAGCGAGUCCGCAAGAGACCCGAUCUGGCGGCGGCAGCUUCUGCCAAGCGACAGAGAGCCGAUCUCGAUGUCGUCGAGGCGUCGCGGCAUGAAUUCCUUGAUGUCGACGAGAUCGCCGAAUCGAAUGGCCAGCCACUCAAUCCCUCGAACUCGAACGAGUCGCUGUCCCAGUUCGGCCAAGAGCGUAUUGAGCAGUCCAGAUCCACCGAACCCAUCGAGUGCAUUGAGGACCUGGACGAUGCCGAGGAGUACAGCGAAUGUGACGAACGAAACGACAAGAACUCCGAGAGCGGCGCUGACAAACCACCCCAGGACGGCCCAGGUGCUCUGCCAAGUGCAAUGAUGAGCAUCGACAUGGAGAUGGACGACUUUGAGUUGCUCUAGCGGAGCCAGCGGUCUCGCGCCGCUCUUUAAAGCUUGCUCGGAUUGAGCGGGACAGCGUGCCUAUAAGUGUCACCCCACAGUGAUCUGCAUGGCCCAGUGGGCCGACCCUGGGAUUGCACUCCUGUCUUGGUUGGCAACCCAGUGGGUUUGUCUAGUUGCGGGAGCACAGGCUUGAAUACAUCCGGUCAGCCCCCUGUGACGAUGAUCGACUGGCAUCGAUAUCGUGAUGUGGUGCAAACAUUCGGCCGUCUGGAUAGCCUCCGUAGCUUCCUCGACGUCAAGAGAGUCGGAUCGAUUGGCCUCCAGGCACCACGAGCGCACCUGGCCAUAGUGGACGAUCGAUAGGCGUGUACUCAGGUCCC